GAUGCGGCGCCCCUGCCGCCCGCCGCCGCCGCCGCCGCGCUCCCAGCAGCAGGAGCCGGAGCCGCAGCAGUAGCCGGAGGAGGAGGAGGAUCGGGAGCGGGAUCGGCAGAGGCGGCGGCCGCGCAGCCCAGGCCAGGCGGGAGGGACGAUGGUGAAGCUCCCGGCGCUGACCCACUGCUGGCCGCUCGUGCGCUUCCUCGUGCCGCUCGGCAUCACCAACAUCGCCAUCGACUUCGGAGAGCAGGCCUUGAACCGGGGCAUCGCGGCCGUCAAAGAAGAUGCUGUAGAAAUGCUAGCCAGCUAUGGGUUGGCCUACUCCCUCAUGAAGUUCUUCACCGGUCCAAUGAGUGACUUCAAAAAUGUGGGACUGGUGUUCGUUAAUAGCAAAAGAGACAGAACCAAAGCAGUUUUGUGCAUGGUUGUAGCUGGUGCAGUGGCGGCGGUAUUCCACACGUUGAUAGCAUACAGUGAUCUGGGAUACUACAUUAUCAACAAGUUGCACCAUGUCGACGAAUCGGUGGGAAGUAAAACACGCAAGGCCUUCCUCUAUCUUGCUGCCUUCCCCUUCAUGGACGCCAUGGCUUGGACCCACGCAGGCAUUCUUCUGAAACACAAGUACAGUUUCCUGGUGGGAUGUGCCUCCAUCUCAGAUGUCAUCGCUCAGGUUGUCUUCGUGGCCAUCUUGCUGCACAGCCACUUGGAGUGCAAAGAGCCACUCCUCAUUCCCAUACUGUCCUUGUACAUGGGAGCACUGGUGCGGUGCACCACCUUAUGCCUGGGUUACUACAGAAAUAUCCACGAUAUUAUUCCCGACAGCAGCGGGCCAGAGAUGGGGGGAGACGCUACAAUAAAAAAGAUGCUGAGCUUCUGGUGGCCUCUGGCACUGAUUUUGGCUACGCAGAGAAUUAGCAGGCCGAUCGUCAACCUCUUUGUGUCUCGGGAUCUGGGUGGCAGCUCGGCAGCCACGGAGGCAGUGGCAAUUCUGACAGCUACAUAUCCAGUGGGACACAUGCCGUAUGGCUGGUUGACAGAGAUCCGAGCUGUUUAUCCUGCUUUUGACAAGAAUAACCCCAGCAAUAAAAUGGUGAACACCAGCAGCACAGUCACAGCGACGCAUAUCAAAAAGUUCACUUUUGUCUGCAUGGCCCUGUCCUUAACGCUCUGCUUUGUGAUGUUUUGGACUCCAAACGUGUCAGAGAAGAUAUUAGUUGACAUAAUAGGAGUGGAUUUUGCCUUUGCGGAGCUCUGUGUCAUUCCUUUGCGUAUCUUCUCCUUCUUCCCAGUUCCAGUCACAGUCAGGGCACACUUGACAGGAUGGCUGAUGACCCUGAAAAAGACGUUUGUGCUGGCCCCGAGCUCCGUGCUGCGGAUCAUCGUUCUCAUCACCAGCCUGAUUGUGCUGCCUUACUUGGGUGUUCAUGGAGCCACCCUCGGAGUCGGAUCCCUUCUCGCUGGCUUUGUUGGAGAAUCCACCAUGGUUGCAAUAGCAGCCUGUUACGUUUAUCAGAAAGAGAAAAAGAAGAGGAAUGACAACGAGACGGCUACAGAAGGUGAAGACUCGGCAAUGACCGACAUGCCUCAGACAGAGGAAAUGACGGACAUCGUAGAAAUGAGAGAAGAGAAUGAGUGACAGAUUGGGAGUGGCUGUUCUCUGCAGGACAAAUGGAGGCAUCUUUCUUCUCUCACACUUUCCGGGGUUUCUUUUUAAUAAAGAGGCCCUGAUUCCAGAGGUUAUGCUGGCGUGGAUGAGGGACCUCAAGGAACAGUCUCUGCUUUCUCCUGUUCAGCUGCAUUUCUUCUCUCACUCCAUGUAAAGUCAAAAGAUGUGGCCGCUGUGGAGGAGAGGGAACCUCCCUUCUUUGGGCCGUCUCCGUGUAUCAACCAAAGUCAUGCUGUUCAUUUACGGACUCCGCUGCCGUCCUCUCGACCUCCUCGAUGCUCUCCCUCCGCUCCGGCACACACACACUUCCUUUUUUAAUUAACAAAUGAUUGAAAAUGCAACAUUUGACAAAAGAUUAGCUUUAUUUUACUUGCUUGAAAAAGACUUUGUUGACAUGUAUCAUGGUAGACUCCCUGAGUUGGGCUUUCUCAUCAUUCAAUGUGAUGUACUGUAUACUGCUACGCAACAAGGUACUGAGGCAGGAGUCAAGGAAAAAAAGUAAAUAAUAGACUACAUUAAACAGACCAUGGUAAAUAUAAGGCAAGUCUUUCUGUUUAGAGUUCACUGUAUCACCUGAGAUACAGAACAGUCUUUUAUAAAUCUCUGGUUUCCCAGCUGUGAACCAGUAUCUGUACUACACUAACCGUACAAAUGUUUUCUAAAGAAUAGGAUGGGUAUUUAAAUUGGAAGCUUUAUAUAGAAUAUGAAUGUCCCAUCUAAAGCCCUCUCUUGAGAAGCCUUUUGUUUCCCUGCUUAACAGUGUGCAGGAUACGGCACUGUGAUGUGGUGUAAGAAAUUGCUUCUGAGGUUAUUUCCUAAAAGGGAGAUGAUAAAAGGGAGGGGGGAAAAUCCACCGAUAUUUAAACCAAAGUUCUAAUCCAGUGUUUUGAAAGUGUGGCUGUUUGUAUUGUCUGUUCAAAAAUAUACUGGCUAACUUAUACAGAGAAUAUCAUAGUAUAUCUAUUUGAUGUAGAGAACUCGGGAUAGGGCUGUUGCUUCAACACUUCCCCAAGAGUGAACGAUAUAAAUAAGUCAAAGUCCUACAGCAGAGGCAUGUCUUUCAAAAACAAAGAGGACCUGGAGAGGAAUUGAUCAAAGGGAUAAGUGGUACAUCCAUCACCCUUUAAUCUGACUGCGCAAGGCAUGGACCCCUGGGCUCCACUUCGAUGACUGGAUGUGCUUCUGUAUUGGAGAGGCUCAAGGUGUGCGCAGGGUUUCAGGCCCCGCUGGGGGGCCCCAACCGCCCGCAGGCUGUGCAGUUUAUGCAGUUGGCUUCCUCCCGUGGGAGUGGGAUUUGCCCUCUGGGUCCAGCCCACUGGAAGGAGCCCUGCAGUGGGUGUGCCCCAGAAAGGGGGCAGUGGGGGCACCGGUGGCCACAGGGGGGGGCUGGCUUUGGCCGUGUCCCAGGACGUCGUUUUAAUCCUAAAGGAAAUUGUCUUGAAAUUAAAAUAUUUCAAGGUUUCUUUAGCCAAAUUAUAUUUUUCUAUAUGCUUUAGAACGGUAAAAAUUAUUUUAUUUAAUUUUGCACAAAUCCGUUUUCUAGAUUUCUAGAGCAAGUCGCUUAGGAUAGACGGAAUCUUUAAAAGUAAAACGGCAAUCCUAUAUCAAUAUAUGUGUACAUAUACACAUGUAAGUGUAUAAAUAUAUAUAUUGUAUAUUAUGUGUAAUUUAUUUGAGGCUGCGGUAAAUUUCUUAUUUUUCCAAAGCUCAGUAAAGAAUUUCUAAUACAAUACAAGGCUUGCUUGUGUGCUGAAACUAAGUCUAAAGAAGUGUUCCGUCUCUGCAGAGUUGAUAUUCAGCCGUGCCCUUGCACAGAUGCCAUAAAUAAGGUGAUGCAACAAAUAUAGUCUCAAAGAGGGGGGGGGGGCUUGUGAAUAUUAGUUGAGGUUGGAGAGUAGCCCCUGCUGGCUCCAGGGCCAGAUCUGGUUCUUUGGGAACGCCAGCUGGCCUCUGGUUGCCAGUCCAGGGCUGACUCCAGGUCUUGGUGAACUCCAGGCAAGAUGCCCUUUGGAGGACGCCACCCACUAAACAGCAGCUCCUCCUCCUGAGCAGCAGUUGCUCCUCAGCACCGCUAGCACAUGCUCAUGUGGCCGCUCAUCCUUGCUGGUGUGCAAGCACGACGGCAGGCUACUGCUGCCGCUGUUCUGAACCUGGAAGAGGAGGGAGGAGGACUUAGUGCUGUCACCCCUAGGUGGCCGUGUGGGGCAGCACCAAAGAGAGGAUGAUUUCAGAGGGUGCCCCCACCCAGUCGUGCCAUCUGGAGAACAGAGGCCGGUUGCAGUGGCUGCUGCAUCACUGCACUUUGUCAGGAGUUGGCAGUGAGGCCUCACUGACAAGUACCCAGUGAUGCCCAUUCCUGAUGCCAUCCCGGAGGUGCGAGUGGUGUAUGAAGGUAGUGCCGGUGACAGUGGCAUGUACCAAGACACCACCAUGGAGAAAGAAAGGGGGCUGAACCUGCCUCCCAGCCAAGUUUCAAAAUGGGUCAAAAACUAGUUGCUGGCUUUAUGUUUUUUGCCAUCAAGUCGCAGCAGACUGACGGUCACCCCCAUCGAGUUCUGAAGGCAAGGGGCAUUCAGAGGUGGGUUGCCAUCACCUGCCUCUGUGUAGCAACCUUGAUAACCCUGAGUGGUCUCCCAUCCAGGUUGGACCCUGCUGAGUUUCCAGGAUUGGGCUUACCCAGGUCAGGGCAGUUGCCGAAUAGGGGAACCGGGAUACUGGAAAUUUCGCACAAGAGAAGCCAAGGAGAACAAUACCGAUCCGAAGUUCUCAGUGCUGUUCUGUCUGCUUUUUACAGAAGUAUAACGGAGGAAAAUCAACACUGUACAGUAUAUAUUCUGUGAGCACACGGAUCUGACUGUGUGGGUGUGUGUACUGUAUAACUUUCUCUCUCUCUUUCUGUGUGUGGAAGGACUCAUGCGCAGAGAUUUCUUAUGGUAUGUCUUUAGAAAUGUAUGCUGUAGUAUAUUUAUUUUGGCUCAGAGCCAUAAAAAAAAUUAAAACUCCUGACAUUUCAGUGCUUCUUUCUUAGCUAGCUGGACGGAUAAUUAGCAACUUUCUGGUGAUAGAAAUGGCUUAUGGCCCUGUGACUGCAGCUUCAAAUGCCAUCAUAUUUAAAGAAAGGAUGCUUAAUUCCAUGCAGAUAUUUAUUGUU
Molecule: messenger RNA, 4811 nt
Organism: Gekko japonicus
Lineage: Eukaryota; Metazoa; Chordata; Lepidosauria; Squamata; Gekkonidae
Gene: ANKH
Product: ANKH inorganic pyrophosphate transport regulator
Exons: 12
Coding region: 149-1630 (493 amino acids)
Biological process (GO): phosphate ion transmembrane transport
Cellular component (GO): membrane
Molecular function (GO): phosphate transmembrane transporter activity
Source: RefSeq, a predicted model, not a curated record